UCACUUCUAUAUAAACUUCGUUUCCCGGCGAUAUUGAGAGAGAGAGAGAGAGAGAGAAAGAGAACAAACACACCAACAACUACAAAAAAAAAAAUUCCGAUAAACAAAAGUCGGAAAAUCUUAGGGAGAAGAGAGAAGGGAAGAGAGCUCUGAUUUGAGUGCUCUCUGUGGAGUUUAUUCUCUCCGUGGAGUCUAUUCCGAUAGAUGGUGUGUGCGCGUGUGGUCGGAGACGGAGAGAGACCGCGGAUAUCUGAGAAGGCCAUGGCGAUGGGACAGGAGAGAUCGAAGGCUCUGCACAAUUUCACGCUGCCGUGUCUGAAGUGGGGGAACCAGAGGUACCUGAGGUGCAAGAAACCGAGUACUCCGGACGACGUUGUCGAAGUCGAUCGGCGAUCUCCGGUUCCGAGGCCGGAGAGCUCGCCGGCGACGCGGCGCAGGGAAUUGGAGAGGAAGAGGAGGAGGGAUUGGAAACCGGAGGAGGGGAUCGAGGCGGUGAGAGAGAAGCUGAUGUUUGAUCUGAAAACGGCAGCGGAUAAGAUGAAAGACGCGAUCUUUAGGAAGGAAGUGGAGGAAGAUGAAGAGGAAGAGGAAAUUGAAGAGGAGGAGGAGGAGAUAGAGGAGGAGGCAGAGCAGUCGGCGUCGGCGGCGGCGGAUGCGGCGAGGCCGUGGAAUCUGAGGACGAGGAGGGCGGCAUGUAAGGCUCCGAUUGGAGGAGGGAAGGGGUUGAGGAUCGAGGAGAGAAAGAAGGUGAAUUCGUCUUCGCCGUUGAGGAGCGAUAACAAUGGCAGCGCGAGGUCGCCGAGGCUGAGAGGCGGCGUCGGAGGAGGAGCGGCGGAGAAGAAGGAGGAAAGGACCAAGUUGACGGUGUCGCUGUCGAGGAAGGAGGUCGAGGAGGAUUUCAUGGCGUUUCUGGGCCAGAGGCCGGCCAGGAGGCCCAAGAAGCGGCCCAGAACUGUUCAGAAGCAAUUGGAUUCGUUAUUUCCGGGGUUGUGGUUGUCGGAGGUUACGCUCGAUUCGUACAAGGUUCCUGAAGCCGCCGAGAACGGCAAGAGGUAGCAAUGGGAAUGGCGGCCUGGAUGGAAUGUUUCAAAGCUUCUGUUUGCUGACUACCGGUAACUGGUGACGCUGACUAGUUGUAUACCACACCAUCUUUGUAAAUGGGAAACUUGAUAUAAGUGUUGAUUUCCCAGCUUGUGGUGCACGUCCAGUUGCUUUUAAGUGCUAAUUUUUGUUAUGAUCAUGAUUCGUUUUUUCUUUUUCUUUCUUUCUUUCUUUCUUCCUUCUUAUCUGAAUAAUCUUGUGUAAAGGAAAGAUCCUCAAUGGAUGUUAUUAGAUGAAAGAGAAGUUUUUCGUUUUA
Molecule: messenger RNA, 1357 nt
Organism: Corylus avellana
Lineage: Eukaryota; Viridiplantae; Streptophyta; Magnoliopsida; Fagales; Betulaceae
Source: RefSeq, a predicted model, not a curated record